Molecule: messenger RNA, 323 nt
Organism: Dendrobium catenatum
Lineage: Eukaryota; Viridiplantae; Streptophyta; Magnoliopsida; Asparagales; Orchidaceae
Product: ubiquitin-like-conjugating enzyme ATG10
Exons: 3
Coding region: 12-284 (90 amino acids)
Source: RefSeq, a predicted model, not a curated record
CUCGACUGCAAAUGGGUGAUCAGAGUAUACAUGAUGGAUCUCUCUCCGCAGAUGAUUUUUAUGUUGCCGCAAAGUCACUUUGUGAACUAUGGCAGAAUGCAAAUACUACUCUUCCAAAUUGGACUUGGAUACCUUUUAAAAGGAUACCUGCUGGUAUUUCAUGUAAUCAGGAAGGCUACCUUUCUCUUGAGAAUGUAUACCAUAUUAAGUCAAGAAAGGAACUUGUGAGCAGUCAAGACCCCUUUCAAGAAGAACAGCCAGUAGAUAGUGCCACUGUGGUAUGAUGCUGUAACUGAAAUGUCCAACUUUCACAUCUGUCUUCC